Mya arenaria is the source of this 390-nucleotide messenger RNA. RefSeq names its product protein phosphatase 1 regulatory subunit 27-like. Gene Ontology annotation, cellular component: cytoplasm. The transcript has 4 exons. Lineage: Eukaryota; Metazoa; Mollusca; Bivalvia; Myida; Myidae. The coding region runs from base 1 to 390 and encodes 129 amino acids. Gene Ontology annotation, molecular function: enzyme inhibitor activity; protein binding; phosphatase regulator activity. The record is from RefSeq and is a predicted model, not a curated record.
AUGAAAUCUACCCCAAGUCUACAGGUGGAUAUCAGUGCAGUUAACGACGCAGGUCUGACGCCGCUGCACCAGGCGGUUCUGGACGGAAACGAGGCGGCCGUCCGACUGUUCGUGGCUCACGGGUCGACGGUAAACAAACAGGACGAGGAUUCCUGGACACCGCUGCACGCCGCAUGCGCAGACGGACACGUAGAUAUACUCAGGUUUCUACUUGAAAGUGGGGCUGACAAGAACAUCUUGACAGACGAAGGCGAGCGACCCCUGGAUCUGGUGGAACCGUCUGACCUCCCAACCAUCCGGGUCAUGCUAAGUGACGUGAAACCAAAUACUGAUAACCAAUCAGAAGACGAGUUGUACGAUGACGUCACUGAUAAUGAUGUCACUGGAUGA